CAACGGGGUUUCGGGGCUGUGGACCCUGUGCCAGGAAAGGAAGGGCGCAGCUCCUGCAAUGCGGAGCGGCCAGGGCAGUGGGCACCAGGCUUUAGCCUCCCUUUCUCACCCUACAGAGGGCAGGCCCUUCAGCUCCAUUCUCCUCCAAGGCUGCAGAGGGGGCAGGAACUGGGGGUGACAGGAGAGCUGUAAGGUCUCCAGUGGGUCAUUCUGGGCCCAGAGAUGGGUGCUGAAGCUCCCACGCCUGCCUGUGAAAAUGGAGUCCUCUCUCACCUGGGAGAGCCAGGUGCUGCCCCGAGAAGGAUGCAUUUAUGGCUUCAUGAAGUCUUUCCUGACCCCCGAUGCUGCUGACUAUAGAGACAAAGUCUCACUAUGUUGCUCAGGCUGGUCUUGAACUCCUGGCCUCAAGCGAUCCUCCCACCUUAGCCUCCCAAAGUGUUGGGAUUAUAGACAUGAGCCACUGCACCUGGCCGACCUUGGGCAAGUUCUUAAACCCUUCAAAGCCUCAUUUUUCUCCAAUCAUAAAAGGGAAAGAUGGUAAUAUUUUCCCCGCCAAAUUCUUGUCGGAUGCCCUCACAGAAUUGAGAUUAUGUACGCAAAACACCAGGUGCCUAACCCGGCACAGAGCAGGAGGGCUAAGCGUGACAUCCAGCACGUGGUCAGUGGAAUCCAGUAUUCCUACCCACCUCUCUAGUCUCCCCUCCACCCCGCUCCCUUUCAGAGGCACCAAGCUGCUUGUGGUCUUGUCUAUUCCCACUCCCUGCCUGACUGAACAUUUUCUCCACCUCCUGAUCAUCAGCAGCAGAAACUGGCUGCUCUUCCUCCUGGGUAGACAGCCAGACUGUAUUUCCCAGCUGCCCCUGCAGUGAGAUGUGGCCAUUGGAGCCAGCAUUGGCCAAUGGACUCUGCAUGGGAGUGACGCAUGCUGCCUCCAGGCUUGUCCCUAAAACCUCCCACGUGUCCUCCGCCUGCUCUUCCCACUUCCAAGGAGCACGGCAAUUGUGGAAGACUCAGAUUAGUGAUGGCAGAACCAUAGAUGGGAGGAACCUGGGUCCCUGACUUAAAGUAUCAUGGAUUUGGAUGUUCCCUUAGUGAGAAAUAAACUUCCAUUGUGUUUAAGCCUU
Pan troglodytes (chimpanzee) is the source of this 1124-nucleotide messenger RNA. It is a transcript of the gene F379, whose product is annotated as F379 retina specific protein. Gene Ontology annotation, biological process: cell surface receptor protein tyrosine kinase signaling pathway; positive regulation of B cell receptor signaling pathway. The record is from RefSeq and is marked predicted. NCBI's taxonomy places the organism in Eukaryota, Metazoa, Chordata, Mammalia, Primates, Hominidae. Gene Ontology annotation, molecular function: signaling adaptor activity; protein kinase binding.